CGGCGCGCGCCGACGACCAACGCCAGAAAGCGCACGCACGGGCUGUCUCUUCCCACUCUCUCAUUGGACGCCGACGACACACUCUGCGAGAGGAAGAGGCGACGCCCAAGAGAGCAAAGGUGGGGACGGUGGGAAAAUGGCGCCGUGAAGAGUGCAGAGACAGAAACGUGGUACAAGAACGCAUUGGGCGCACCAUACCGCACAGGAACAGGCACAGGCACAGCAGGCACGCGCAUACAGACCAGUCCGAAGCUGCCAAGUGAAAAAGAAGAGGACGACGCCAUGGAUCCCUUCCAGAUCAGGCUCGAGUGCCUGUCGCUGGUGCGGCGGCUGAGCGCGUCGCAGCAGUCGAUCCAAAAGGUCGUCGACUUUGCCAUGCGCCAUGCCUCGUCGGCCGCCGACGACGUCUGGGACUGCCUCGUGUCCGAGUGUGCGCGGGCUGGACUCAAUGCCAAGCUCAACAUCCUCUUCCUCCUCGACGCGCUCCUGCUCAGCAUCGUCGACCCCGUGGGCCACGCGGCGUCGUGCAACGCAGCGCAGGCGCAGGCGAGCGCAGCCUACCUCGCCAUGGCCCUGCGCGACCUGCGCAAGAUCGUAGAUGCAGUCGUCCCUCACGACCGCAGCGAUGCCGUCCGGCUCAACGCGGGCAGCACCCAGAAGGUGCUUGAGUCAUGGAGGAGUCUGCAGCUGUUCGACUCUGAGCUGCUCAGAGGCAUCGAAGACGAGCUUGAGGCACGCAAGAACAGCCUCGCGACCGAAGCGCCGCACAAGCUGGCCGACUUUUCGAGGCAGGAUAUCCAGCGAAGGAUGGAAGAGGACAGGGAGAGGGUGAGUUGAGAUGAGGUGCAAGGCAGACUUGCGCGAGACUGAAUUUCUCCUGCAGCACAAACGCCUUCGAGAGCGGGCAUGGAUCCUGCCGG
Molecule: messenger RNA, 920 nt
Organism: Acaromyces ingoldii
Lineage: Eukaryota; Fungi; Basidiomycota; Exobasidiomycetes; Exobasidiales; Cryptobasidiaceae
Exons: 4
Coding region: 283-837 (184 amino acids)
Biological process (GO): positive regulation of transcription by RNA polymerase I; positive regulation of DNA-templated transcription, elongation
Cellular component (GO): CTDK-1 complex
Source: RefSeq, a predicted model, not a curated record